This is a messenger RNA of Camellia sinensis, 684 nucleotides long. Lineage: Eukaryota; Viridiplantae; Streptophyta; Magnoliopsida; Ericales; Theaceae. The record is from RefSeq and is a predicted model, not a curated record.
AUGGCAAGGACAGAACUGCGUAAACGGAAGCGUAGAGAAGAGAAAUAUGAUACAGAAGACAUAGAACAGUUUAUGGAAGAGGAAAUAGAUGGGGUAAUGGGUAAAGAGGAGAUAGAAAAUGCACCAGAUGAAGAGAAAGAAACAGAAAAUGUAGACGAACUUGCCGGUAUUCCAAUUGAACCGUAUGAUCACAAGGCCCAGACUGGGGCUAUUUUCAUUCUUGAGAAGGCUUCUUUGGAAGUUGCAAAACUCGGAAAGUUUUACCAGCUUUUGAGCUCAGAUCAUGACAAAUUUCUGAGAAGUAACAACAAAAAUCCUGCUGAUUACCGGCCAGAUAUUGCUCAUCAGGUACUGAACUUUGGUGUUACGGUCCAUAUCCUUUUUGUUGAAAAGUUCAGUUGUUUUAACUUUUUUGCUGUUUACAUAUGGUCGACAUUGGUAUGUAUAAGUCUAAAUCAUGGUUAUCAGGAUACACCAGCAUCCCAACAAUUUAUGUUCCCAAAACAUUGUACAUUUUCAUUUGAGAACACCCACAUUCAGAAAACAUUGUAUCACCUUCAUUCUAGAACACCGAGGGAUUGGGGACAGUCAUGGGCCGUAUGGGGUGGGUUUGUGGAAGAGCAUUAUGAAGUGAACAAGGAUGCUUCAGUUCAGGAGAACUUGUUGGUUUCAGCCUCAAAAUAG